Molecule: messenger RNA, 1104 nt
Organism: Sarcophilus harrisii (Tasmanian devil)
Lineage: Eukaryota; Metazoa; Chordata; Mammalia; Dasyuromorphia; Dasyuridae
Product: major histocompatibility complex class I-related gene protein
Exons: 5
Coding region: 98-1066 (322 amino acids)
Biological process (GO): immune response; antigen processing and presentation of endogenous peptide antigen via MHC class Ib; positive regulation of T cell mediated cytotoxicity
Cellular component (GO): external side of plasma membrane
Source: RefSeq, a predicted model, not a curated record
GCAGUCCAGAAGACAGCCCUCAGUGCGUUCCCGCGUCCUCUUCAAAGCAAAUCAGAUAAUUUCACAGCAAGUCUGUGAUGUUUGAGGCCAAGAAAAAAUGGCACCAGAAAAACAAAACAAAAACCUGUCGGACAGCCUUCUAUUUCUCUUCCUCCUGGGGUCUUUGGCUAAUGCCCAAUCUCAUAUUCUUCAAUACAAUGUAUUUGUCACAGUCAUAGAUGGAGAACUCUUAUUUUCGGUCCUUGGCUACCUAAAUGAUGAAUUAUUCUUUUAUUAUGAUAGUAAAAGCCAGACACCUGAACCUCGAGGCAUUUGGUUAGAUAGCAUUAUGAAAACAGACACGUGGAAGACAGAGAACAGCAAUGUGAAAGAGAUUAUAAAGGCUUUCAGGAUUAUUAUGGGCAAAGUUAUGGAGCAGAGCGACCAAAACACAGAUUCUCACACCUUCCAGGAAAUACUUGGCUGUGAACUCCAUAAAGAUGGGAGCAUCAGAGGAUUUUUGAGAUUUGGUUAUGAUGGAGAGGACUUCCUUAUCUUCCACUCUGAGACCCUCACCUGGGAGGCAGUCCACCCUGCUGCUAGAAGUCUGGAGAAUGCCUUUGAGGCAGAGCCAGUAGAAACAAAGAUACAAAAAGCAAAGUUGGAAGGAGACUAUUGUGCUGGACUUCAGGGGUACCUGGAAGUUUGGAAGGAGGAAAAACCAGUGUUCCCUUCACUGAAUCUGACUCAAAGCAAGAAUCCAAAAGAGAUUAUCACUCUGAAGUGUCGAGUUUACAACUUUUUCCCUGGGGACAUCAAGAUAAUGUGGUAUAGGAAUGGCGAUACAUUGAGCCAAAGGGACCAGGAAGGAGGUAUCAUUCUACCUAGUGGAGAUGGUACCUACCAAACCUGGGUGUCUACAGAUGUCUACUCUGAAAAGUCAAAUUAUACUUGCCAUGGGGAACAUCAAGGAAGGAACCAAAGCACCUCUAUAUCCUUGGGUCCUGUUUCAGAAGCAAACCGGAAAUAUGGGAUCCCUCCUGCUCUGUUUUUUGGUGUUUUUGUUGCUGCUGUGCAUAUGGUAUAGGAAAUGAUGAUAUGAUAAUGGAAUAUUAUUGUUGUAUA